UGGCGGCGCUGCCCGAUCAGGACUCGUUCUAUGAUAUGGUGGAUGUUCUGGAGGAGCAGGGCAUGGAGAGCGUGUGUGGCCGUUAUUUGGGCCGUAAGGGAAUGGAUCUGGAUCUGCUGAAGCAGCUCAGCGUCUACGAGGCCACUCUGGGGCACGAGGACAGCGCUGAAGACGCUCGCCGGGACAGACGGGCCGAGGGGCGGGGCUUGCAGAGACGCCGCAGCCGCAGGCAUUCAUUGGGCAGAUCAGGCCACGCCUCCCCGCUCAGCCCCGCCUCCCCACACCACGCAAACUUCCAGCCGUUUAACGGACAGGAGCUCAACGAGAGGUGAGACGACUCACUAGACCACACUCAUCCAAACAGACAGCAGCAGAUUUCACAUUUGUUAUCAAUUAAAAACAGUUCAGUCUAAUUAAAAUUGACUUAUUUACGGAAUAGUGGAAUCCAGUCACAAAAAUGGUAUUUAUAACGCAGGAUAUCAAGGGAUUUGGAAUAUUUUGGAGAAAUAAAUCAAAAGUAAAUUAGUGAAUAAAUGAAUU
Sinocyclocheilus rhinocerous is the source of this 540-nucleotide messenger RNA. Its product is annotated as FH1/FH2 domain-containing protein 3-like. NCBI's taxonomy places the organism in Eukaryota, Metazoa, Chordata, Actinopteri, Cypriniformes, Cyprinidae. Gene Ontology annotation, cellular component: cytoplasm; cytoskeleton. Gene Ontology annotation, biological process: cardiac myofibril assembly; cortical actin cytoskeleton organization; sarcomere organization. The record is from RefSeq and is a predicted model, not a curated record. The transcript is spliced from 2 exons. Bases 36 to 332 code for a protein of 98 amino acids. Gene Ontology annotation, molecular function: actin filament binding.